AUGGCAGGACCACUGCCGCAGCUGGCACCGGCCAGGCUGCUCUAUUCCUCUUGUUCCUUGGAGAAGACUCUGCAGUGCAGCUGUUCCUUCCAUGGCAUCCCCACACCCUCUGUGCAGUGGUGGAUGGGAGGUACUCCUGUGGGUGUGAACAACACAGAUAAGGUCCUCCAGGUGACUUCCACCAUAAUUGCCCCCUGGGCCAACAGCACCAUCAGCCUGACAGAGCAGCCAAGAAUGAGCACGAGGCUCCUCUGUAAGGGGAAGAACAAAAAUGGAACCCACGCUUUGAGCAUCCUGCUACUACCAAGAGAGAGGUCUUCGCCGGGCAAGACUUUCAUUAACGGGCUGAUCCAGGGCCUUGUCUAUGGAGCCAUCGCAACUGCCCUGCUAUUCCUCUGCUUCACCCCACUCAUAAUGAAAUAUAUCAGAGUGAAGCUGUCAAAGAAAGUUGCAGCGGUCAAAGCAACAAACAACCCUAAAGUCAGAGCAAGCCAAGAAGCCAAGAUGCCUCUGAAGCCUCAAGAGCCAGGAAAAUCCACCAUCAGCCCAUCUUCAGAGAAGCAGAUAUUGGACCAGCAGGAGAAGACAGAGUUGCAGACUCCAAUCACGAGAUUCUGA
Molecule: messenger RNA, 618 nt
Organism: Mirounga angustirostris (Northern elephant seal)
Lineage: Eukaryota; Metazoa; Chordata; Mammalia; Carnivora; Phocidae
Gene: SIGLECL1
Product: SIGLEC family like 1
Exons: 5
Coding region: 1-618 (205 amino acids)
Biological process (GO): cell adhesion
Cellular component (GO): plasma membrane
Molecular function (GO): sialic acid binding
Source: RefSeq, a predicted model, not a curated record